GCCUGAAGGGGGCGGAGCCUGCGGGGCGCGGGGCGGGGGGCGGAACAUGUCUCCGGCCGCAGGAAGAUGAGGCAGCGGCGGCGGCCGCGGGCGUAGCGGGCCGGACCGAGCCGACCCAACGCGGCGGGCCGUCGGGCAGCGCGGGGCACCGCGCACGCCGCUCCGCCAGCCCCCGGCUCCUUCUCGUGCCCCGCGGCGCAGCGGACCCCACGGGAGGGGGCCCCGAGCCACGCGCGCCGCCACCCACGCGCGCGCCCCUCGGGGGGGCCCCCGGCCCGCGCCCCUUUGUCCGGGGGGGCCCGGUUCAUGCCGCCGCCCCCCGCGAACUGCGGGCCCGGCCGCGCCGAGCAGGUCCAGCUGUAGCCCAGCGGGCCCCCCAGCCCCCGCCCCCAGAGGAUGAACCAGCCGCAGAGGAUGGCGCCGGUGGGCACCGACAAGGAACUCAGCGACCUGCUGGACUUCAGCAUGAUGUUCCCGCUGCCCGUGCCCAAUGGGAAGGGCCGGCCUGCUCCCCUGCCCACUGCCCAGUUCGGAGGGUCAGCUCUGGAGGACCGGCCCAGCUCGGGCUCCUGGGCCACCGGAGACCAGAAUAGCUCCUCGUUCGACAGCAGCCGGACCUACGGAGCGGGCGCCCACUUCAGCGAGACCCCCAGCAGCCUCCCUUCAUCCACAUUCCUGGGCCCUGGGCUCAGCGGCAAGGGUGGCGAGCGGGGCGUGGCGUACCCCGCCUUCGGGAGAGACGCGGGCGUCGGCGGUCUGACCCAGGCCGGAUUCCUGCCCGGUGAGCUGGCCCUUAGCAGCCCCAGCCCCCUGUCCCCGUCGGCCACCAAGGGAGGCUCCCCCUAUUACCCGUCCUACCCCCGGCGGAGAGCCGCGGACGGCGGUCUGGAUGCUCAGCCCAAGAAGGUCCGGAAGGUGCCUCCCGGCCUGCCAUCCUCAGUGUACCCGCCCGGCUCAGGUGAUGACUUCGGCAGGGACCCCGCCUACCCCUCGGCCAAGACCCCCAGCAGCGCCUACCCCGCCCCCUUCUACAUGCCAGAUGGCAGCCUGCACCCCUCAGCGGAACUCUGGAACCCCCCAGGCCAGGCGGGCUUCGGGCCCAUGCUGGGCGGGGGGUCGUCACCCCUGCCCCUGUCCGCGGGUGGCGGCAGCAGCUCCGUGGCCGGAGGCGGCAGCGGUGGUGGCGGCAGCUUCGGGGGUCUGCACCAGCACGAGCGCAUGGGCUACCCACUGCACGGCGCCGAGGUGAACGGGACUCUCCCGGCCGUGUCGUCCUUCUCCUCCGGGCCCCCCGCCUACGGCAGCGUCUCGGGCCACACGCCCCCCGUGAGCGUCAGCGGGGCCGACGGCCUCCUGGGCUCCCGAGGGACCACGGCCGGCAGCUCCGGAGACGCCCUGGGGAAGGCGCUGGCCUCGAUCUACUCUCCGGAUCACUCAAGCAAUAACUUCUCCUCCAGCCCCUCCACGCCUGUGGGCUCCCCGCCACAGGGCUUGGCAGGGACAUCACAGUGGCCCCGCGCGGGAGCCACCGGUGCCUUAUCGCCCAACUAUGACGGGGGUCUGCACGGCCUGAGCAAGCUGGAGGACCACCUGGAUGAGGCCAUCCAUGUGCUGCGCAGCCACGCCGUGGGCUCAGCUGGUGACCUGCACGGGCUGCUGCCUGGGCACGCGCCGCUGGCCUCUGGCUUCCCAGGCCCAGUCCUGCCUCUGUCUGGGCGGCACACGGGGCUGGUGGCAGGUGGUCAUGCGGAGGACAGCCUCUCCGGCACUGCCAGCCUCGCGCACAACCCUGUCGCCCUGCCCAGCCAACCCAGCGCCCUGCCUGACCUCACCCGGCCCCCUGACUCCUACGGCAGUCUGGGGCGUGCGGCCGGCGGCGCGGCGGCGGGCGAGAUCAAGCGGGAGGAGAAGGAGGACGAGGAGAACGGGCUGGCGGCCGAGCCGUCGGAGGAGGAGAAGAAGGACCUGAAGGCGCUGCGGCCCCGGACCAGCCCAGCCGAGGACGAGGACGACCUUGUCCCCGCAGAGCACAAGGCUGAACGGGAGAAGGAGCGCCGGGUGGCCAAUAACGCCCGGGAGCGGCUGCGCGUGCGCGACAUCAAUGAGGCUUUUAAGGAGCUGGGGCGCAUGUGCCAGCUGCACCUCAACAGUGAGAAGCCCCAGACCAAACUGCUCAUCCUGCACCAGGCCGUGUCGGUCAUCCUCAACCUGGAGCAGCAGGUGCGAGAGCGGAACCUGAACCCCAAAGCCGCCUGCCUGAAGCGUCGGGAAGAGGAGAAAGUGUCCAGCGUGGUCGGAGACCCCCAGAUGGUGCUUUCGGCCGCGCACCCGGGCCUGGGGGAGGCCCACAACCCCGCCGGGCACAUGUGAAGGGCGCCCCAGCGGGACCAGCCACCCCGACCUCGGCCCCGCAGCCCAGGCUCAGGGCCUCCCCGCGGGCGGGCGGGCGGGCGGACCGACAGACGGACAGAGAGACGCGACCAGCUCCACCUGGCGCCGGCCCGGAGGGGGCCUCCCGGGCACCCCACCC
Messenger RNA from Sorex fumeus (smoky shrew), 2530 nucleotides. It is a transcript of the gene TCF3, whose product is annotated as transcription factor 3. NCBI's taxonomy places the organism in Eukaryota, Metazoa, Chordata, Mammalia, Eulipotyphla, Soricidae. The coding region runs from base 397 to 2370 and encodes 657 amino acids. Gene Ontology annotation, biological process: immunoglobulin V(D)J recombination; regulation of transcription by RNA polymerase II. The transcript has 19 exons. The record is from RefSeq and is a predicted model, not a curated record. Gene Ontology annotation, cellular component: transcription regulator complex. Gene Ontology annotation, molecular function: DNA-binding transcription factor activity, RNA polymerase II-specific; protein dimerization activity; RNA polymerase II cis-regulatory region sequence-specific DNA binding.